AAUACAGACAGACAGAGAGGGAGAGAAGAAUUUACAGAUGAGUAUGGGGCCGCCACCAUUCCUUUGAAGUUAACUGAAUUUAAUCUCACACUUCAUCAAAUCUCAGAAGCAAUAGUUGAUAGAACUCCUCCAAGAAUCAAUCUUUACACAAAACUGUGAUCCAAAAACAUUUUUAGAUGCUCAAAGUGGAAGCUAUUGUCGGCACAAUCUACAUUUUCAGACAACUCUGUUACUAGGAAGUCAACAUCUCUGUCCGAAAACAAUACAGAAGCUAAUAAAUAAUCGACAAGAAUCUGUGAAGAUCACACUGUCUCUAAGUUCAAGAUUCAAUUUUUCCCCCCUUCCGUUUGGGCUUCAUCUGCAGCAAUGGUUUUCAAGAAAGUGGCAGUUUUGAUGAUGCGUUGUUUAGGGAUAUCGAAGCAGCCCACUCUUCCUGCCCCUCCUGCUGAAACUGCUGAAUCUUCAUCCAUUGAUGUUGAAAUCUGUGGCUCAAAAGGAAUCAGGCUCAGUGAUGGCAGAUUCUUGGCUUACACAGAGAGAGGAGUCCCCAUGAAUAAGUCCAAUUACACAGUUAUUGUUGUUCAUGGAUUUGGUAGCUCUAAAGAAAUGAACUUUAUGGCUUCCCAGGAUUUUCUUGAGGAGUUGAAGAUAUGCCUUCUGUUGUUCGACCGGGCUGGAUAUGGCGAAAGCGAUCCCAAUCCGAAGAGAUCCUUAAAAAGUGAAGCCUCUGACAUUGAGGAGCUAGCUGAUAAGUUGCAGCUGGGAUCAAAGUUCUUCGUGCUUGGCGUUUCGUUGGGGUGCUACCCUGUCUGGGGUUGCCUCAGACGAACACCAAACAGGCUAGCUGGUGUUGCAUUAGUAGUUCCAUACAUAAACUACAAAUGGCCUUCUCUUCCGAGUGACCUAACGAAGGAUGACUAUCGAAAGGGCCUUUCCCAUUGGGCUGUUUUCGUUGCAAGCCACGCUCCACGAUUGCUGUAUUGGUGGCUGACACAGAAGCUCUUCCCAUCAUCGACCGUUCUUGAUAGGAACCCUGCAUUCUUCAGUCGAAAGGACAUAGAAGUGCUCAAGAUCACACCGGGUUACCAAUUGCUUAGUCAGAACAAGGUAAGGGAUAGGACAGUGUUCGAUUCCCUACGACGUGAUUUUGUGGUGGCAUUUGGCAAGUGGGACUUCGACCCGUUGGAGCUGUGCAAUCCAUAUCCUCAGAGGGAAAGCACGGUGCAUAUAUGGCAGGGGCACGAGGACAAGGUGGUGCCGGUCCAGCUGCAGAGGCACGUCUCCGGGAAACUGCCUUGGAUUCGGUAUCACGAGGUCCCGGAUGGAGGGCAUCUGCUGGUUUAUGAUUCUGAUGUGUGUGAAGCCAUCUUGAGGUCUCUUGUUCUUGGAGAAGAUCCUCCUCAAAUGUAUAGACCUCAAUGCUAGUAGUUUGGUUGAAUUUUUUUGUCCAUUCUUGUUCAUCACAAAAGUGAUGAUCUUGCAAAGUAGAUUGAAGUAUUGGUAUUCUAUUUGUUUCAAGAAACAUUUGGUUGUGAAUGGAGUUGCAAUUGUUGGUGUUGAAUCCACUAAA
Molecule: messenger RNA, 1570 nt
Organism: Salvia splendens (bonfire salvia)
Lineage: Eukaryota; Viridiplantae; Streptophyta; Magnoliopsida; Lamiales; Lamiaceae
Exons: 5
Coding region: 367-1425 (352 amino acids)
Source: RefSeq, a predicted model, not a curated record